Molecule: messenger RNA, 1173 nt
Organism: Cetraspora pellucida
Lineage: Eukaryota; Fungi; Glomeromycota; Glomeromycetes; Diversisporales; Gigasporaceae
Source: the annotation of a GenBank genome assembly
AUGUAUCAAUACAUUGAUGAAGUUGAAUACGAUGAAAAAGACAUCACUGUUGAAAUUGAUAAUGUUGGAGUUUUAGUGAAAUUAAAUAAGAGUUUAAGUUUGAAUUCAGUGCGACAAAUACUUGAGUACUAUGAUGCGAUAAAGAUUACUGAUUCCAUUUACUUUACAAAAAAUGGUUUGGUAAGAAAAUUUAAACUAGAAUAUGGUCGUAAUUACGAUGAGAAUAAAAACCAAGUGGCAGAUAAAAAAGCUUUCGUUAUUAAAGAUUGUGAAUUCAAUGUGCUUGAACCUUAUAAGGUUUUUCAAUUGAACCAAAAAAACAUUCAAAAACAUAAUUCUGAAGAAACAUCAUCCGAAUUUAAACUCUUAAAUAUUGUCAAGGCAGAAUUAUUUAUUAAAAAGGAGCGUGUUGUCCUCACUGACGAGUUUAUUAAUGAAAUAAAAGACGUACUUACUUCAUCAGAACCAAAUCUAGCAUUAAACAAAGUUAUUAAAAAAUUUGGACAAUUUGUUCCCACAGUCAUUUUAUUUGGUGGAGGACACCAUUACAAAGAUACAGAAUAUACGAUAAAAAAUUCAAAAAGCAACAAAAAAACCUUUUUAGGAGGACUAGGUGUUUAUGGGCAAAAUUUAAAGGCUCAAUAUAAAACUGAUAUAACUAGUGGAAACGAAAAUAACAUACAACAUCAAGACUCAAUUAUUUUUGGUGGUGAUAUAAUAAAAUUAUUCCAGGGUAAAGAAGACGAGCGGAUGUCUUCAUUACAAGACUUUAAACAUGAUAGAAAUGAUAGUGAUAGAAAUAUUGUCAACUUGAUGAUGCCACAAAAUAUAGAAUCUAUCUUUUCUGAUGAAAAUAUCAAUAAAGCUGUUGAUUCGCAAGUUUUUGCUACGAUAUCUAACGUGGAAGAUGACAAAAUUUUCACUUGCAUGUUGUAUAUCCAACCAGCCCCACGUAUUCCAAAAGUUAUCAUUAAUCGCAUUCAAUAUGAUUACGAACAAAAAAAAGAAUAUCUUGUUAAAAUUAGUUGGUUUGUUGUCGGAUAUGAUAUAAGUUUUUUUAAUUCUAUUUUAAAUCCAGCACUUAUUCGCUUUGAAAGCACUACAAAUGAUUAUUAUGAUGAAUAUUAUAACUCAUGUCAAUCUCAGAGUGGGAUCCUAGCUUCAAAUAUUUGA